Messenger RNA from Postia placenta MAD-698-R-SB12, 387 nucleotides. RefSeq lists its product as hypothetical. The transcript has 2 exons. The coding region runs from base 1 to 387 and encodes 128 amino acids. NCBI's taxonomy places the organism in Eukaryota, Fungi, Basidiomycota, Agaricomycetes, Polyporales, Adustoporiaceae. The record is from RefSeq and is a predicted model, not a curated record.
AUGUUCGGCUACAAAGCUAGCCAUCAGGUUCACUUCCCAGAUGAUAUACUGAAGUGUUCGCUGCUUUUAGCGACACGACAGCCAGAGCAACGGAAAAACAGGACACCGAAGCGAUUUUGGGUUAUUACCUAUGACGAUCAUCUGCUUCCUCCUCGGGUGCAGGCAAACCACGAGGCCCGUGACGCAACGUCCGUGACCGCUUCGGAAGUCGCAGCAACUACGAAAAACUUCCAGUCCCACCGCGCAUGCGUUGCCCAAGUAAUAGAAUCCGCGAAGGAUGGAGACUCUGGAACGGAGAUGGGGAAGGAAGAUUCCGUGGUCGCCGAAAGCUUCAUUGCGGGCUUGCAUCCUGCGUCCAAGGGAUCCGUUUGGCCAGUUCGCGGCUGA